Molecule: messenger RNA, 1152 nt
Organism: Pomacea canaliculata
Lineage: Eukaryota; Metazoa; Mollusca; Gastropoda; Architaenioglossa; Ampullariidae
Exons: 6
Coding region: 24-965 (313 amino acids)
Source: RefSeq, a predicted model, not a curated record
AGGACGCCUUUCACGAGACAAAGAUGGCGAAGGCAGUGCACGAAUCCAUGUCGUACACUAUCUUUCACGCGCGAAAGUUUACUAUGCCUAAAGUCGUGGUCAAAGCCCAUCCUGCCGACAGCCUAGAAGGACUGAUAAACAGCCGGAAGCAAUCAGGGCGAUCAUUGGCGUCGCAGAGGGAAGAGAGCCAACUCUGGUUGAGUUUGGAGACGAACCCUAACGAAAAAAGGAGCCAUGCUAAGGGUCUUACCAAUAUUAUGAAGGACAUCAAGCGUUUCAUAAAAGAAGAGAAGAAGGACAGAAAAGUGAGAAAAUCUAUAGAGGCAAAGAUCGAAACAGCAAGGGUGGCCGCGAAAAACCUUUGGGACAGGAAAACACGUCGUAGUACAGAAAUGUCAUUGGACAAACACAAGCACAAGGACUCGAAAGCACUCGAACAACAACCUUGGAAACUUCACGAAGGUGAUGAUACUAAUAUUGACACAGUACAAGAGGCCAACCCACAGGCUGUUAUGCUGGACUCUAAAAACCUCGUACCAACCCACUACAACAUUCUCCGCGAUGACAAGAACCCAUUGCAGCUGCUGAAAGUCUUUAUGGAAAGGGGAAAGCAAAGUCAUUUGGAGGAAUCCAGCGACUCCUCCAGUUCCUCCGACGAGGCCGAAAUAGUGAGGGAGCCAGAGGAUGAAAGUGGAUUAUUCGUUUCUACGUCUUCGUUACCGACCAGAAAGAGGGCCGCACGCAGUGGAUUUACUUUCCGAGGUCUCCAGACGUUAAGAGAAUUCCUGAAACAGCAUGGCGUCGUUGUCUCCUUGAAAAUAGCCAACAUCUUCCGCGAGCUUCUUUUCAGUAGACGGCCAAUAGACAGCUCUGUUUUUAGAAGCGGAUCCUUCAAAAAGACUACCUCGGAGAAACAACCUCUAAGUGGCGACAGUGAGAUAGACGAAUCCCCGUUAUGUCGAUGAAGAUGGGUUUGAAUAGAUACAACGCAAGAUGAAAGCUGUGGAACUGCCCAACUCUGUGUUCAAGAAAGAGGUUCAUCUACCUCCAAGUCCGCCUCCAACCGUCGAGGACUGCUUGAAUGAAAAAGCGGCUGCUAUAGUCGAUGCACUGGAGGAAGCCGAGACACCGAGACCACAAGCAGAACAGACG